Messenger RNA from Zophobas morio, 2472 nucleotides. RefSeq names its product squamous cell carcinoma antigen recognized by T-cells 3-like. Bases 241 to 2472 code for a protein of 743 amino acids. The transcript is spliced from 24 exons. Gene Ontology annotation, molecular function: RNA binding; protein binding. The record is from RefSeq and is a predicted model, not a curated record. Gene Ontology annotation, biological process: RNA processing. Lineage: Eukaryota; Metazoa; Arthropoda; Insecta; Coleoptera; Tenebrionidae.
CUUGAAUGUCUGCUCACAAACUUGUAUAAAUAAUAAAAAAAAUGGCUUCAAACAGUGGUGAAAAACUUUUUAGUUCUAACGACAGAAGUAAUCAGGGCAGAUACAUCGAUCUAAAGAACAAAGUAAUUCAUAAUCGCAGAAGUCCGCAAGAAUCCAUAUGAUUAUUCUAAUCAUCUCGAGUAUAUUCAAUAUUUACAAAAGUAUGGCAAUUAUGAAGAACUUAGACAUGCCAGGGAGCAAAUGUCUAAGAUAUUUCCGCUAUCGCCUGAUCAUUGGCUUCAAUGGAUUGAAGACGAAAUAAAAAAUAACACGGAAACUAAUAAAAUUUAUGCAUAUUAUGAAAGAGCCCUUGAAGACUAUUAUUCAGUUGACGUCUGGGAACAAUAUAUACUUUUUGCUUUAGAAAAACUUUCAGAUAAAGAGCUCAUCCGCUCUUUACUUGAGAGAUCGAUUAGUGAAGUUGGCCUGGAUUUUUACGAAGGAAAAAGAAUUUGGGAACGUUAUUGCGAAUUUGAGUUGAAGAUGUUUCAGGCGCUUUCCAAAUCGGAGGAGAAGAACAAUUUAAAAAGUCAGGCUGACUUGCUUCUGUCUUUAUGGAGGAGACGCUUUUCAAUUCCCUUAAGCCGCAGCGAAGAUGAUUUUAAAGAUUUCAUAAAAAUUUUAGAAAAAAAUUUAAUCGACUGCCCGGAUAAGGAUUCUUAUGAAAAACUUUGGCAUAAAUGCUUGGUGGCCGGCGAACUGUUAGCAGCACGCGAGGACAAUCUUAAAUCUCCUACAGAUUAUAUAAAUUAUAUUUCGGAGGAACUAAAGAAGGGCGAUCCCUCUCGCGUGAUUAAUUUAUACAAGCGCGGGAUUGCUGCUUUUCCUCUGGAGCACAUAUUGUGGCUUUCCUAUGCUGAUUACAUGAUCUUUGAGGUCAAAGAUCUGCAAGGAGCCUUAAAAGUUUUGACUUCCGCCGUACGAAAUUGCACUUGGAUUAGUUCUCUUUGGAUCAAAUAUCUUCUUGUUUUAGAACUUCUCGGCCGACCGCAGCACGAGAUUGACGAGGUUUUCUUGAAAGGACUUUCUGCCGGCCUGGCCACUGCGGCAGACUAUGCGGAUUGGUGGCUUUUCCGUCUCGACCAGUUGCGUCGUAGCGUUGAUUGGUCUCUGGAAAAAGACGAUCUUCUAGUGGACCAACAGGCUCUCGCUCUACGCAGAGAGAUGGCCAAUGCCUCGUCCUACAUGGACGCUUACUUUGCCGGUUCGGAACACGGAAACUCCAUCAACGUAUAUUGCGCUAAUAUUGAAUCACUAUUUUUUAAGGAACCUGAAGCCUCUCGACUCUAUUGGGAGAAAGUUGUGCGGAAUUCCUCGUGUACAGUGCAUCUUUGGCUGCGCUACAUCGACAUGGAAAAAUACUGCGGAAAUAGCGCGGAGAAAAUACGAAAUCUGUUUCGCAGAAUGGCCAGGAAAUACGGCGAGGCGGCCUACGCACAUUGGGCCCAGUGGGAGCGUGAAAACUCUUCUUUAGAUGGCUACUUGCACGUGUAUAAGCUGUCCGCCCUUAAGCAGAUUCACGUGCCGUCCAUGGAGGAGCCUAUUUCCAGCGCAACCAAUCUUAAGCGGCAAGCGGAGCACGUUUCUGUCGAAGAGGACUUGUCGGGAUUGAAAAGGGAAAGGCAGGCGGCUGAGGAUCCUCUCAAGAGCGAUAAGCUCAAUGAGCACGUUAACAAUUACUACCGGUCUGUUUUUGUGAGCAAUUUACAGUACAACACGAACGAGGAGCAACUAAAAGAUUUGUUUGAGAAAGUUUCGGACUUGUUAGUAAGCAGAUUUGUAGGACGAUUAAUAUUUGUUAUUGAAAACCAGUGCGGCGCUGUCAUGGAAGUCCGCUUGGUGAAAGUUAACGGAAAGUUAAAGGGUUACGGUUACAUCCAAUUUUUGAAUGAGUCUUCAGUAAAAAAAGCGUUAGAGCUCGAUCGCACUCUUGUUAAUCGGCGGCCCAUCUUCGUGUCGAAGUGCGUGGAGAAAGAAAAAAGGCAGCAAAGCCGCCCAAAGUUUACAAAUGAAGUAAACAAAAGAGUUAUAUUUGUGAAGAAUCUUCCUACUUCUCUAACCGAAGAAUGCAUCCGAAAACUUUUUAGCAAAUGUGGGGCAAUUCGCGAAGUUAGAAUGGUUAAGCAUAAGUCCGGCGAAUUCAAAGGAUAUUUGUAUCUCGAGUUUGAAAGAGAAGAAGAUGCCAUAAAGAGUCUUCUGCUUAACCAAACGGAGGUGGAAGGCCAAACAAUACAAGUCGCCGUCUCAGAUCCUAAGCACUCAAUACCGCUUAGUUCCAGCGCGCUCGUUCCGAGAACUGUUGGACGGAGCAGAGUUCAUCUUGAUUCCCACUCAACUGUCCCUAAAGAUAUUAAUAAAAGAGAAGCGGAAGUUAAUGUAAAUAAAGAAGGCGAGCGCCUCUCUAAUUCAGAUUUCAGGAAAUUUUUAAAAUAA